AUGUCCGACACUUGUAUUGUCUGUUUAGGCGACCUUGGCGAAAGCGCCAGUGAUCCCCUCGAGCCCGUGCCAAGCCCUGACACUCCCGCUACCGUUACCGCCUUCAAGGAUGUCGGCACUGCCGAUGUCGUUGUCCAGGUUAAGGAUGGGCUCGUCGAUGAGGAUCCUGGCGACAUCGCCCAGCUAUUACCUUGCGGCCAUAUAUUACACAAUAAUUGUUUGAAACCAUGGGUCGAGCGGGCCAACAGUUGCCCGAUAUGUCGUCGGAACUUCAACAUGGUUGAACUGAGUGACCGGGUUGGCGGUCCCGUGACAUCGUCGUACGCUGUCCAAGAUCGGACUCAACAGGCCGAUGUUGACCCAUCGAUGCUUAUCGAGUAUAUUGAAGACGACCUUUCCGACGUCCAACCUUGUACGAUCUGUAAUGAAUCUGAUAAUGAGGAUGUCCUCCUAUUAUGUGAUGGAUGCGAUGCACCCUCCCACCUAUAUUGUGUUGGCUUGACGGAGAUCCCCUCGGGAUCAUGGUAUUGUACCCAGUGCGACUCUCAACGUGCGCUUGGGCCUGUCCCAGAAACCACCGCACGCUCAGUUCGCUCAGCUCGCCGUGGAACCCGCCGCACCCGUGGGCAACAGCGUCAAAUGCAAAAUACCAGCCAGAUGAACUCCCUUCACUGGGCUCGCGUUUGGCAAUCUGUUUGGGACCAUUUAAAUCUCGAUUUGGAUUUCCCUUUCGACGAUGACCGAUCGGCCCAGCGCGUCAUGCAGCAACGUCGUCGAAAUGAAGCCAACCAGCGCGAGUUUCGUGCAUGGCAGCGUCGAUUCGAGGUUGCCGAACAGCAAGGCGGGGGUAGACGUUUUCAAGAUGCUGCUCCUCUGCUCGACAUCCAACCUCGCCCAUCGCGACCUCGUGUGCCCAGAGAACCGACACCCGAGCCAGAGUCCUUGGAGGAGAUGCGAGCAUGGAAUGCAUUUGAGCGUGCUCGAGAGAUCGAGAAUAACCCGAACGCCUCUCGGAAGCGCAAGGAGCCGACCAUGUCGCCAUCACCCGAACCAACCGAACCACAGCGGAAACUAAAGCGACCUCGCACUCGACGGCCUCAAGAACUGGCUGCGAUGGCUCAGCAGAAUGGCGAGUCCUCACGAGCGGGGAGUUCAAAUGCGCGCGCAAAUGGAGAGAUGACCAGUGAACCCAGCUUCCUCUCCUCCCUCUUGAAAGAGGUGGAAGAUGCAUCAACUCCCGAGCGCACCAAUUCCCAUGGACCGUCAGCCGCUGCCUCCGUUGCCCCUGAUCAUGGGUCGCCCGGGCCCUCUUCUCCAUCUAUUUCUCCAUCUUCUUCGAGGUUCUCAUCUCCUCGCCUUGCCUCAACAACGCCUCCGCCGUUUCCUAGAAGCCGUCCAAUCUCCCCUCUCCAACUCUCAUCUCCUGCCGAACCCUCGUCUCCUCCUUUCUCUCCCGAGGUUUCAUUCUCCGGCAGCGCUCACUCCUCUCCUACCAAGAGCCGCAGUCCACAAUCAGAGCGCGAGUCCGGCCGCCCACGUGCACGCAUUCCUCGCCGGGCCUUGGAACUUGCCAACUCCCGCUCGCUGGAUACAUCUCCCACCCGUGCUGGACCCUCUCUGGCCGUCAAGUCCGACAUUCAAAAGAUGGUUGGCACCUCUCUCAAGCCUCACUACCGAGCGAAGACUAUUUCUAAAGACCAAUACACCGAAAUAAACCGAAACAUCUCCCGCAUGCUAUACGAACGCGCCGGAACCGCCGAGUCCCUUGAUGUGGACUCCCGAGCUGACAUUACAGCGGCGGCCAAACACGAAGUGCAAAAGAUGAUUGAUUCACUGCGGACUCGCAAGAAGGACAAACAUCCUAUGGUGGUAACCAGCGACUCGGACCGCGAUGUACUAUGA
This is a messenger RNA of Penicillium waksmanii, 1902 nucleotides long. Its product is annotated as putative PHD and RING finger domain protein. Bases 1 to 1902 code for a protein of 633 amino acids. The transcript is spliced from 2 exons. The record is from RefSeq and is a predicted model, not a curated record. NCBI's taxonomy places the organism in Eukaryota, Fungi, Ascomycota, Eurotiomycetes, Eurotiales, Aspergillaceae.